UUGUUGUUGUUGUACACGGUGGGACGGACGGAUGAUGCCUGCGCGCGAUGAUGUCAUGUGUCGGCGCGCCCCACGUGGGGUCCGCCGCUCUCUGAUAGGCAGAUGUGGCCUUAUUCCUUGCGAGUAAUCCGAUUGGACAGCUCGACGCUUUCACGGCAGCUCAGUCCUGCUGCCUGUGUGUGGCAACCGGGGGAAACUGGACGACUGGGGGAGACGCGAGGCUGCGGAGAGCACCAUGCGACGCUUCCUACAGAAUCUCUAGUCGGAGGACGGAUUUGGGACGCGUCUUUAUUUGUCUACUCCGCGCCCUGGCUUUUGUUUCUCCGCACGGAGGGCGCGCGCUCCUGGGAGCUUCGAGAAGAAAGUAGUUGGACCGAGCGAGCUGAGCUCCGGAGGAUGCUGCUCCGCGUUCUGAACCGACGCGCUGGUUUCACUCCAAGUCGGAGCAGUCGGGUUUUUUGGUUUUGAACGACCCCCACCCUGUCUGCUCAGACUGGCUCGUGAGCAUAGUCCAACCAUUUCGCCCAAGAACCUGCACACUGGGGAGAUAAACUGAGGAUAGAUCGCAAGAUGUAUCCACAGGGCCGACAUCCGGCUCCACACCAGCCCGGCCAGCCUGGCUUCAAAUUCACUGUGGCAGAGUCGUGUGACAGGAUUAAAGAUGAAUUCCAGUUCCUUCAAGCCCAGUACCACAGUCUUAAGGUGGAGUAUGACAAACUAGCCAAUGAGAAGACGGAGAUGCAGCGCCACUAUGUCAUGUACUACGAGAUGUCCUACGGGCUCAACAUAGAGAUGCACAAGCAGACCGAGAUUGCCAAGCGGCUCAACGCAAUUUUAGCUCAAAUUAUGCCUUUCCUGUCACAAGAGCACCAGCAGCAGGUUGCUCAGGCAGUGGAACGGGCAAAGCAGGUCACCAUGACUGAGCUGAAUGCCAUCAUCGGGGUACGUGGACUUCCCAAUCUGCCUCUCACCCAGCAGCAGCUACAGGCUCAGCAUCUUUCUCACGCUGCCCACGGGCCUCCAGUCCAGCUGCCUCCUCAUCCGUCGGGGCUGCAGCCCCCUGGCAUCCCCCCUGUCACAGGCUCGGGAUCAGGCCUGCUUGCUUUAGGUGCCCUGGGCAGCCAAGCCCACCUCCCAGUGAAGGAUGAAAAGAACCACCAUGAUCUGGAACACAGGGAGAGCACGAAUAACUCCAUAUCGCCGUCUGAAAGCUUACGCGCGGCCAGCGAGAAGCACCGCAGCUCCUCUGACUACAGCUUGGACUCUAAAAAACGCAAAGUGGAAGAAAAGGACAAUUUGAGCCGAUACGACAGCGAUGGCGAAAAAAGCGAUGACCUAGUCGUGGAUGUGUCUAAUGAGGACCCCGCCACCCCACGGGCGAGCCCCGCACAUUCACCGCCUGAGAAUGGCAUUGAUAAGCCCCGCCCCCCAAAGAAAGACACACCAAACAGCCCUGCGUCGGUAGCGUCCUCUGGAAGCACCCCGUCAUCCAAAGCCAAGGAGCUCAGUCAUAAUGACAAAUCCUCUACUCCAGGCCUCAAGUCCAACACCCCCACUCCUCGCAACGAUGCCCCUACCCCUGGCACCAGCUCCACUCCUGGGCUCAGACCCAUCCUGGGCAAACCACCAGGCAUGGAAGCCCUCGCUGCGCCAGCCUUGCGGACGCCUCUUUCCAUCGCGGGCUCAUACCCGACGCCAUUCGCCAUGAUGGGCCACCACGAAAUGAACGGCGGCUUGACUAGUCCUGGUGUUUAUGCUGGUCUGCACAUAUCGCCCCAGAUGAGUGCUGCCGCCGCCGCUGCCUACGGACGAUCCCCCAUGGGGUUUGAGGCUCACACCCACAUGAGGGCACCAGGUCUUCCAGCGAGCCUCACCUCCAUCUCCGGCGGCAAGCCGGCCUACUCUUUCCACGUCAGCGCCGACGGCCAAAUGCAGCCUGUGCCCUUCCCACCCGACGCCCUGAUCGGCAACGGUAUUCCACGCCACGCCCGUCAGAUCAACACACUGAGUCACGGCGAGGUGGUGUGUGCGGUCACCAUUAGCAACCCCACUCGUCAUGUCUACACUGGUGGAAAGGGCUGUGUCAAAAUCUGGGAUAUUAGCCAACCUGGCAGCAAGAGCCCCGUGUCCCAACUGGACUGUCUGAACAGGGAUAACUACAUCCGCUCCUGUAAGCUUCUGCCUGAUGGCCGCACAUUGAUUGUCGGAGGCGAGGCCAGCACUCUGACCAUCUGGGACCUGGCCUCGCAGACGCCCCGCAUCAAGGCCGAGCUCACCUCCUCGGCCCCGGCCUGCUACGCCCUGGCCAUCAGCCCGGACGCCAAAGUCUGCUUCUCCUGCUGCAGUGAUGGAAACAUCGCCGUGUGGGACCUUCACAACCAGACGCUUGUCAGGCAAUUCCAGGGUCACACUGACGGAGCAAGCUGCAUCGAUAUUUCUCACGAUGGUACUAAACUGUGGACCGGCGGUCUUGACAACACCGUUCGCUCAUGGGACCUGAGAGAGGGUCGACAGCUGCAGCAGCAUGACUUCACUUCUCAGAUCUUCUCCCUGGGUUACUGUCCGACCGGCGAGUGGCUGGCCGUGGGCAUGGAGAGCAGCAAUGUUGAGGUUCUGCACCACUCGAAGCCCGACAAAUACCAGCUUCACCUGCACGAGAGCUGCGUCCUGUCGCUCAAAUUCGCUUAUUGCGGUAAAUGGUUUGUAAGCACUGGGAAGGACAAUCUGUUGAACGCUUGGAGGACUCCUUACGGCGCCAGCAUAUUCCAGUCCAAGGAAUCGUCAUCUGUCCUGAGCUGCGACAUCUCGACAGACGACAAGUACAUCGUGACGGGAUCUGGUGACAAGAAGGCCACUGUAUAUGAAGUGAUCUACUAGGCUGCUUAGCUGUGGAGAUGAAGACUGUUCCUUCUCUGACCCUCCCCCCGCCCCCGCACCACAGACAACAUGGAUGUUGCCUGCAGAAAGAAUGUGCAGGAAGCGCGAACUGGACACUGGGCGUUGGGUUCGCCAGCCCUUCCCUUCCUCACACCUGUGACUAACACUUGUACAGUGCAGAUCCCAAAGGCACUAAAAAGAAAAUAAUAUCUUGCUGUUUUUUGUUUGUUGGACCCUUUUUUUUAAUUCCUCUUUUUCCAUGUGGAGCUACAGUCAUGACUCCAUGAGAAGCGGCGCUUCGCUUUGGAGAUUCUCCUUGGAGGUCCUGUGAAAAGUGUACAUAAUGGAGUAUUAAAAGGCCUUUUAUAGAUUUAUAUUUUGGUGUCCAAUUACGCUCGUGAUGGUUCUUUCUUGUUCUCUCCGUGAUUUUCUGUCCCCUCCAGGGAUGAAAAUUAGAUUAGGACUUUGUAAGAGGAUAUUCUAUUUCCGACUCCCCCCCAACCCUACCCCCUGCUUUUUUCAUGCUCGUCCUCGUCGAUGACCUUUUCAGAAAUGUAAUUUGGAUUUUUUUUUUACUUCCUGACAACAACUUUUUUUCCUCCGCAAUUUACGAUAAUACGGAACAGACAUUUUGCCCCGAGGAAUUUCGGCAGCAUGACUUGACACAGGACGUGUCCUGCUUUCUGAUGGGAUGGACGGAGAAAAUCGCGGCAAUUGCUUCAAACUUGGAAAUGGAAAUUUAACUUGACACAAAGACUUGUUUUGGACACUGGAUGCUUUCAAGUGGAUAACAGCCAACUGAAGGACUAACGGAUUUUAUGGUGAAGCAGCUGUGAUUUUUGUGUGACACUUCAUUCACUCGUUCUGCAAAGAUUUGGUGGUUUACUUUUUCUUUUCUUUUUUCUUUUUUACUCUCGGACCGAAAGGUCUGCACAGAUGAUCAUUAGGGUGGUAGGUAAAGCCAUUCAGACACAGUGAUCUGGGUAUUCUUCGGUCGGUUGGUCAUUGUUAUUCCACUACAGUCUGCUCUUAGUCACAACAGGCAUUAACACGUUGAGAGUGUGUAGCUAAAACAUGUCAUCAUCCCUGAGGACUGUACCGUUGACAGUUGUUGUUCAAUCAAUAAACUGUUUUUAUAAAAAAAUAUAUAUACAUUUAUCAAUCUGAUAUGUUGUGCUGGAAGUGGUGGUGAACUAUUGGAAGAAAACUGCUAGCACCUAAAAGAAAAACAGCCCAAUGUAUUCUCUUAAGCUGGGCGA
Messenger RNA from Synchiropus splendidus (mandarinfish), 4136 nucleotides. It is a transcript of the gene tle3a, whose product is annotated as TLE family member 3, transcriptional corepressor a. The record is from RefSeq and is a predicted model, not a curated record. Gene Ontology annotation, biological process: regulation of DNA-templated transcription; negative regulation of canonical Wnt signaling pathway. Gene Ontology annotation, cellular component: nucleus; transcription regulator complex. Lineage: Eukaryota; Metazoa; Chordata; Actinopteri; Syngnathiformes; Callionymidae. Bases 571 to 2877 code for a protein of 768 amino acids. Gene Ontology annotation, molecular function: transcription corepressor activity; protein binding. The transcript is spliced from 21 exons.